Mugil cephalus (flathead mullet) is the source of this 2167-nucleotide messenger RNA. It is a transcript of the gene cldn10d, whose product is annotated as claudin 10d. Gene Ontology annotation, cellular component: plasma membrane; bicellular tight junction. NCBI's taxonomy places the organism in Eukaryota, Metazoa, Chordata, Actinopteri, Mugiliformes, Mugilidae. Bases 350 to 1120 code for a protein of 256 amino acids. Gene Ontology annotation, biological process: bicellular tight junction assembly; cell adhesion. The transcript has 5 exons. The record is from RefSeq and is a predicted model, not a curated record. Gene Ontology annotation, molecular function: structural molecule activity.
ACAAACCAAAAAAAAAAAAAAUACUCUGAAAAACAAACCAAAUAAAUAAACGACUUAGAAAAACUGAAAAGUACUAAAAAAAAAAAAAACAAAUAAAAAUUACUCAAAAAAAAAAAAGUGUGAGAGAAUGUAGUAACUCACAAUGUGGGAGUGGAAAUUCAAGGGUUAACGUCAGCGUGACCAAGCAACGUGCUCCUUCUGGGAACACGAAGGAUGCUUAGUGGACAAAACCAUCUAAAAGAUAAGACGAAAACACAAGCACAAACCACCACGGGGCCGGUCUGACAGAGAGGCAGAGCUCACAUCCAGUUUCUCACGGUGCGAGGUCGCCAGUUCCCCAGCUCUCACCAUGGAGUACAGGUCGGUGGUGAUGUACAUGGAGAUCGGCUGCUUCGUGUCCUGCCUGUGCGGCUGGAUCCUGGUCUGCUCCACCCUCCCCACCGAGUACUGGACCUUCUCCGAGGUGGGCAGCAUCGUGCUGACCACGUCCAACUACUACUCCAACCUGUGGCGGGACUGCAUCUCCGAUACCACCGGCGUGUCCGACUGCAAGGACUACCCCUCCAUGCUCGGCCUUCCCUUGUACCUGCACGUCUGCAGAGCCCUGGCGGUCUGCGCCGUCAUCACCGGCUUCUUCGGCGGCGUCCUCACCCUCAUCGGGAUGAAAUGCACUAAAAUCGGCGGCUCGGAGCUCGCCAACGCCAGGGUGACCUUCGCCGGAGCCUUAACGUACCUGGUGUCAGGUUGCUGUGGUAUGAUCACAUACUCGUGGUGGGCCAACAAAGUCGUGAGAGAAUACCUGGACCCAAAUUUCAGGGAGCAGAAGUUUGAAAUUGGAGCGGCGGUUUUCGUCGGCUGGGGCGGCUCCGUCCUCCUCCUCUCCGGAGGCUCAGUGCUGAGUUACUUCUCUGGAAAAGAAGGUUUGCCGUCAAGCUCUCCGACAAGGACGAGGAGGCCGGCGACUUACGCCACGGCCCGUACCAGGCGCACCUACAUGAUGCCGGCUCGCUCCUCCAGAGUGUCUCUGGGGCCGCCGCUGUUCUACGAAGGCAGGAGGAGCAGAGGGACCAGGGCCACGGUGAAGACCGCAAAGACCUUCAGCCGGGACAGCUUCGUCUGAGUCAGAGGGGAACGGACUGGACACAGUUUUAUCUGGGAAAACGUCCUAAUAAUCAACCUCAUGUCAGGAGCCAGCGUUAGCCUAGCUUAGCAUAAGAGGAAGCUGUUCUGUCUGAUAGAUUUGGGUAUGUCCAGCCUUCAUAUGCUACGCUAUGCUAAUCAUCUUGGACAGAGAGUGAUUUCUGUCUUUUCAUCUAAUUUAUUCCACCUUCAUAUGAACUCCAGCGCCCUCUUGUGGUCGUCAUGACUUCCUAAAAUGUCUUAACUGAUCGUUAAAUGAGGAAACGCUAAUUCAGAAAGCAAACACGUUGAAGCCAUAACCAUAUUUUUUGACUUUUAGUUUUGCCGUUUUGUUUUUCCUUGGUAUUUAUUGUCUCUUUCGUCUGUUAUUAGGAAGCAUCCAGUGUCUUUUGAUUCAUUUCUGCCAAGUCUUUCCAUAAAAGUGGACUUAAUGCUAACGUGUGAUGACACUAAAUAUUUGUUUACAACUGGAUUGAUCGGGAUGUAUCUUAUUAUGUCUGGUCCCUGUAUUUAUAUGCAACUUUAAUUCGAGUCCCGACCCUGCAACUGCUCUGAGCUGCCACUAGAUGGUGCUCACGAUCAAAUAACAAAAGCAAAGAUGAGGCCGCAGACAUUGAGGAUGAAGGUCAGUGACAUUCAGCGAGGACAAAAAUAUCAAGACAGGAAGUGGUUGCAGCUGUUCCAACCAAUAAAAAACUGUUAAAAAUAGUUUUAUUUUCUUUAGCUACUGUUAAAUAAACUUAAGAGUCAAUGUCCAACAGGAACCACUGUGAUUGAAAACUUUUAUUUUUAAAUUUCUUUUCCUCCAAAGCCUCUAAUCCCACACGUUAAGCUUUAACAUAACAUUUCUGUCUUAAGCAGGUUUGUUUAUAAGUUUCUACGUCACAUUUGCGUGUUUUGUUUUGUUUUUUUUCUCUGUAUAACACAAUUAUAUGCUGUUAGUUGAGUUGAUCGUGUACAAAUGUGAAUAUUAAGAGUGUGCGGAAAGUUGAAAAAUGAUAAUAAAUAAGUCAGUUGUUUGUUACAA